ACCGCCACUGCCAGCAGUCAAGUUUGGGCAGGCAAAAAAACAUGUCUUCCACAAACCCCAACUUCGAUGAUCUCGGCAUCUUCCCUACACGUGAUCCUCGCACCUUGGGUUGGCCACUCGUCGGCAGCAAGUCUUUCCUGGUAACGCUGCUAGUCAGCUACGUGUACCUAGUCACUGUCGGGGGACCACGCUUCAUGAAGAAGCGGAAGCCCUAUGAAAACCUCAAGCCGCUCAUUCUACUCUACAAUCUCUCCAUGGUUUUCCUCAACGUGCAUUUCUUCAAGGGCUUCUUGACCACGACGUACUUGGGCGGCGGCUACAACCUCGUCUGCCAGGGCAUCGACUUCGAAGCAAGGAGCGAGGUAACGACGGAGUUCCUGGAGCUCGGCUGGUGGUACAACUGGGUGAGGAUUGCUGAUUUUCUGGACACCAUCUUCUUCGUGCUCCGCAAAAAAGACUCCCACGUGUCCUUUCUCCACGUUGCCCACCACGUCAUCGUCGCCUUUAACGGCUGGUUCGGCCUCGCCUACGGACCGGACGGACAAAUCGUCCUAGGAGUUUUAAUCAACACAAUCGUCCACGUCGUCAUGUACUCCUACUACUUUCUGUCUCUUCUGGGUCCCCGUGUCCGGCCGUACCUCUGGUGGAAACGCUACUUGACUCAGCUCCAACUGGUUCAGUUUGUUGUCACGCUGGUGCACAUGUCGAUUCCGCUCUUCAAGGACUGCGGGUACCCGAGACCUCACAUGGUGAUCAUAAUGUGCGAAGAAAUAUUUUUCUUCGUUACGUUCAUGCGUUUCUACGUGAAGGCGUACACCAGCAAGCGUGCUUCUUCUUACGCCAGCGACUCGAAAAGCAAGGUGCAAUGAUUCAUGCUGGCUUUAUUUUACCUCGGACUUGGACACUGGGUUUUCAAUAAAUCAUAUGUUAAAAUGUAAAAAAAAAAA
Ixodes scapularis (black-legged tick) is the source of this 947-nucleotide messenger RNA. RefSeq names its product elongation of very long chain fatty acids protein AAEL008004. Gene Ontology annotation, molecular function: fatty acid elongase activity. Gene Ontology annotation, biological process: fatty acid elongation, monounsaturated fatty acid; fatty acid elongation, saturated fatty acid; sphingolipid biosynthetic process. Bases 42 to 869 code for a protein of 275 amino acids. The record is from RefSeq and is a predicted model, not a curated record. Lineage: Eukaryota; Metazoa; Arthropoda; Arachnida; Ixodida; Ixodidae. Gene Ontology annotation, cellular component: endoplasmic reticulum membrane. The transcript has a single exon.